AUGGGAAUAACAACCACACAAGCUCCUGAAACCACAGAAGCUUCCGAAUUCAUUUCCACCGUGGAACAGCUUUACCCCACGCCAGCUUGGGCUCAAAAUGUGUUGAUAACCGUGUGGUCUCUCACGGGUAUCGUGCUCGCCGCGUACGGUGCAAUCGCUGUAGUGUUCUGGUACCGUAAGGUGAGUGUAGAGGUGGCAAUCGGGCCGGGCCGGGCCGAUUUUUGCGGCCCGGCCCGCGGGCCGCAGUGACCAGGCCGGCCCAGGGCUUUUUCGAAUUUGCUCAGGCCCGGCCCGGCCCGGCCCGAUGAAAGCCCAGGCCGGCCCGGCCCGGCCCGGUUUGGCCCGCUAUACAUAAAAGUUGGAUAAAAGUCUUUGGACUUUCUACUGGAAGUUCUUAUGCUUUCCAGAAGGUUUUUACGUGUGUCUGCGCGAAAUUAAAAAGUCUAGUCGGAUGACUGGAACAUCCGUACAGGUAGCUAAACCUUACAAUUAGCCAAAAAGUUGGAUUGUAUUAAAUUUUUUAAUCCUAUAGGAAGUUAGCUAUAUAAAAGUAUGGACGUUAUAAGGUACAUGGUUAACCAAAAACUGUUUAAACACUUUCAUUUACAUCAAGGAAUCAAAACAGUGAAAUUUUUAAAUCUAUCAUAAAAAAAUUCGAAGAUUUUUGCCCGACCCUUGCAUAUUUGGGUGGGAUUUUACAUAUACAUAAUAAGUUAUAUAUACAUAUAAAUACAUAAUUUUAAAAGGUAGUAAAACAGCGUAUAAGUCAAAAAAGGUUUAAUCUAAUUUCCAUCAUUUUUUUUUACUUAUCUAGCUUCCGGGCCGGGCCGGGCCGAAAGUGUCGGCCCGGCCGACGGGCCGAAGCGGUCAGGCCGGCCCGGGGCUUUUUCAAAUCUGCUCAGGCCCGGCCCGGCCCUGCCCAAUCACCGGGCCCGGCCGGGCCGGGCCGGGCCGGCCCAGCCCGAUUGCCACCUCUAGGUGAGUGGGUGAAGGAUGGUCGGCGGAGACUUGGCGCAGGCUUGCAAAGCGUUCACUUUUUUUUAUUUUUAUUAUAGCUGUUACUAUUAUAAUGUUAGUUUUCUUUGCCCUGAGUCAUUGUAACAUUCAAAAAACAAAAAUUGGUGGCAAAAAGCGAGCAUCUGCAACUUUUGUCUGAAUAAAUAGUACUAAAGUCUGUCGCUGACUGUAAAAAUAGUAGCGCCGUAUUUUUUUACUCUUGCGAUUCUUAGCGUCUCUGUUUCCAGCGAAAAAAUCCCAAGAAAGAUGAGAAGAACCAGGCACUACAAAAAGAUCCACCAGCCAAGGCUCCACUUUCAACUCCGACGAAGCCAACUCCGAAGUCAGGUACGAAGCCAACUCCGAAGCCAGAUCCGAAGUCAACUCCAAAGCCUGACCCGAAGAAGAAAGAGAAAGCUGAGGACAAAAGCAAAGCCGACGUUUCAAAUGUUAAACCCGAACGCAAACCCGACGAUAAAGACCUCGCAACCCAUCUUGAGGAGCCCAAACCCAUUUCGAUUUCACCUUCAGCUUUUGGCAGCAUCGACGCCGCUGAGGCUCUAAAAGAAACGCAGCAGCACCUUACUUCAGAACAAGAGCAGGAGGUUAUGAAGAAAGAAAAACCACCGGCCAAUCACGCUGAAUUUCUCAAAAGGGCCGAAGAACAAUACGGUAGGUGAACUUGAAUGUUAUUAGUUUCGAGUUGGAUGCAGAUUUGACCAGUCUAUUUGAAAAUAUCUUACAAACUUGAUCGGUGUAGCCCAAACGUUAAUGUUCGAAAUAUGUACAAGCGUCGGUUUACCGGUUAAAUUUUGAAAUUGGCCGGUCAAAUUGGCUGCUUGGCCAAUCACAAUGAUAAAGCAGUUAGCCAAGUCCCCAGUAGCUAUAUUAUAAAUAUAUUUGAUCUCUCGCCACAAUAUUCCUUUUUCAGCAAACCUCCCUCCCGAUGCGCGCCAAGGCAUGCGUCCAGCGGUGUUGCUUUUGAGCUACAUUAAAAGAAAAGAGGCAGAACGUCUGGCAGCCGAGAAGGCAGCAACUGAAGCCGGGAAAAAGGCCAAAACUCCAGCCGAUAAGAAUGCCGCAACUUCGAAGCCGACGCAGGCCGAAAGCUCCGCAAAGUCAAGCAGCAAGAAGCCCAAGUCAGAGGACGAUCUACCCGAAGAACAAUAA
Bursaphelenchus xylophilus (pine wood nematode) is the source of this 2166-nucleotide messenger RNA. Lineage: Eukaryota; Metazoa; Nematoda; Chromadorea; Rhabditida; Aphelenchoididae. The record is from the annotation of a GenBank genome assembly.